This is a messenger RNA of Paramecium octaurelia, 463 nucleotides long. The record is from the annotation of a GenBank genome assembly. Lineage: Eukaryota; Ciliophora; Oligohymenophorea; Peniculida; Parameciidae.
GGAAGCUUAAUAUAGAAAAGGUAUUGAUUACUGUUUAAUAAUAACAUAGGAUUUUCAUUAUAUGACUAAAAGAAAAUUAAGAGGCUCUGAAUGCCUAAGACCUUGCGCUUAAAUUUAAGGCAUAAAACACAAAGAUAAUUAUUAAUAAGAAUAGUAAAUAUUGUAUUUGUUAGGGAUUUCUUUAAAAAAAAAACUUUGAUUUUUAAUGUUUUUAUGCAACUAGAGUAACACUAAGAAGUGCUAAUGUAGUUUGAUCAAGCUAUUUUAAUUAACCCAAAUGAAUUAGCUGCUUAUAAUUGGAAGGGUAAAUAUUAAAAUCAUCUUAGGAUUCUCACUAGAAAAUUAUCAUAUGUAUGCAAAGGCAAUCCAAAAAUACAGGCAAGCGUAAAGCUUAUUAGGAAAUUAGUAGAAUGAAUAUUAUUUAAAUAUUUUUGUUUGGCAAAAACAACGUAGAGAUAAUUGA